UUCGCUGUCUUUCUUCACCUCAACUUCUCAUCUUGUCUUUUUGUGUUGAAGACUAUCGUGGAGGGCCCGUAUACAAUCUCCGCUCUAUUUUCUUAAUACUGUUGUUUGUUUCUUCAGUUAUCUCCAUCGGGUCCUGCUUAUCACGUCCGGGACAGUCCCCACCACGCCUCAUUGAAGGCUUCCUCGCUAUACACACACCGACAUAUACAGAAUGCCUCAUCCUGAAUCCCCAGAAAUGCCUGUCGCCGUGUCGAAAACCUCCUCCGGAGUGCCUCCCACACAAGAGGAGGUCUCUUCUCUCCUCAACACCAUCUUCAACGCAGAAGGCUCUCAGCAGGCCCUCGAUGGCUCGUAUGCCUUGACCAACCUUCUCAUUCAGAGCGUCGGCUGCCGUGGUCUGUUCCAAUAUAACAUCCUCUCCGAAGUCAAGAAAGCCGCUGCCGAUAAGAAGAAUGGCGCUCGUCGUGAGAGUGCCAUGCUUAUCCUGGGUGCUCUCUUUGAGCGUUUCCCUCGGGAACACCCUCUGAGUGAGUACGUUUUGCUCCUCGAGGAUGGCGGUGUGCUGUACCUCGCUUUUGAAGCCCUGUCCGACAAGGGCGCCGUUGUUCGCGACGCUGCUCAAUAUGCCAUUGACGCCCUUUUCGACAACCUGAAGCCCGAAUCUCUGGUCAACGCUUUGCUCCCCGCCAUCUCUGCCUACCUCAGCAAGGGUACCGGUAAGUGGCAGGGUUUCGUCGGUGCUUUCGCUCUCAUCGAGAAGAUGGCUAUCAAGUCGCAGAUGGGUGCUGGUUCUGGAGAGGAGGAGCGCCAGAAGGAUCUCCUGCGUGAAGCCAUGGGCAAGACCCUCAAGGAACUCAUUCCUCUGGUCGAGUCGGGUAUGCACGAUCUCAAGGGUGAAGUCGCCAAGAGGGCCACCAAGGCUAUGAACGAGCUCACCACCCUUUUGUCCAACGAUGAUGUCCUCCCUCGGAUACCCUUGUUGAUGAACACCAUGCAACAGCCCUCAGAACAGACCCUGCAAAAGGCCAUCCACGCUCUGUCGCAAACCACCUUUGUUGCCGUCGUCACUUCGCCCGUGCUCGCCCUCCUGACUCCCUUGCUGGAGCGUUCGUUGAACACCCCGACCACCCCUCAAGAGACCCUCCGUCAAACUGUCGUCGUCGUCGAGAACUUGACCAAACUGGUUCACGACCCCUCGGAAGCCCGUACCUUCCUGCCCAAGCUGCAGCCCGGUGUUCAGCGCGUCAAGGAGCGUGCCUCCCUGCCUGAAGUCCGUGAGCUUGCCACCAGCGCUUUGUCCGUCAUGGAGAAGGCUAUGGGUGACAGCAACCUGGCUGCCGGUUCCGUUGCCAAGGUCACUCCGGAUGAGGUCCUUGCUGUUCUGGACGCCAAGAUCCAAGCACAGGGUGGUUUGGCUGAUCCUCAGGAUGCCACUCUCCUCCAACUGGGCAAGACCUACAUUGCUGAAAUGGUCCGUGAAGACGUCAACUGCCGCAUGCACGACCGCAUCCCUCUCUGCACCGCGCCGUACCUCCGCGGCCUGCUCAAGGACGACAAGCACGACGCCGUUGCUGCCGAAAUCGAGGCCCACUUCGUCGAGGAUGAUCACCGCAAGUUUGGUAAGCCCGUCGAGGACGACCCCAACGAGGUGGUUAUCGUCAACGCCAACUUCUCUCUUGCCUACGGUGGUAUGCUGCUCUUGAACCACACCAACCUUCGUCUGGUCAAGGGUCACCGCUACGGUCUGGUCGGUCGCAACGGUGCCGGGAAAUCCACCCUCAUGCGCAGUAUCGCCAACGAGAAACUGGAAGGCUUCCCGACCCAGGACCAGGUCCGCACCUGCUUCGUCGAGCACAAUCAGGGCGAAGAUGCCGACUUGAGCAUCCUCGAAUACGUCUCCAAGGACCCCCUGAUUGCUGAAACCGGUAGAGAGCACAUCUCCAGUGUCCUGCUCGAGUUCGGUUUCACCGACGGACCCGAGGGUCGCCAGUCGCAGGGCGUUGGAUCCUUGUCUGGUGGAUGGAAGAUGAAGCUGGCUCUGGCCCGUGCCAUGCUAAAGAAAGCGGACGUGCUCUUGCUGGACGAACCGACUAACCACUUGGAUGUUGCCAACGUCAAAUGGCUGCAGGAGUACCUGAAGAAGAACACUGAGAUCACCAGUUUGAUCGUCAGUCACGACUCUGGUUUCUUGGACGAGGUCUGCACCGACAUCUACCACUACGAGCAGAAGAAGCUCGUCAACUACCGCGGAAACUUGGCCGACUUUGUCAGGGUCAAGCCCGAGGGCAAGAGUUACUAUACCCUGUCCGCCUCCACCGUGCAGUUCAAGUUCCCCCCUCCGGGUAUCUUGGCUGGUAUCAAGUCCAACACUCGUGCCAUCAUGCGUAUGACCAACUGCAGCUACACGUACCCCGGUGCGAACAAGCCGUCGCUGAGCGAUGCGUCUCUUCAGCUCACGCUGUCUUCCCGUUUGGCCAUCAUUGGUGGCAACGGUGCCGGAAAGUCGACCUUCAUCAAGAUGUUGACUGGUGAGACGAUUCCUCAGACCGGCAAGGUCGAGAAGCACCCCAAUCUCCGUAUCGGUUACAUCAAGCAGCACGCUCUGGAGCACGUUGAGCUGCACUUGGAGAAGACUCCCAGUCAGUAUCUGCAGUGGCGUUACGCCAACGGAGACGACCGUGAAGUUUUCCUGAAGCAGACCCGUAUCCUCACCGACGAGGACAAGGCGCAGAUGGAGAAGCCGGUUGAUUUGGGUGAUGGCCGUGGUCCUCGCCGCAUUGAAGCCUUGAUGGGUCGUCAGAAAUGGAAGAAGUCCUUCCAGUACGAAGUGAAAUGGGUUGGCCUGCUUCCCAAACACAACACUAUGAUCUCUCGUGAGACUUUGACCAACCUUGGUUUCUUCAAGAUGGUCCAGGAGUUUGAUGACCACGAGUCGUCGCGUGAGGGUCUGGGUUACCGUGUUCUCGAGCCCCCCGUCAUCUCCAAGCACUUUGAGGACAUUGGUUUGGACCCUGAGAUCGCCAACCACAACCAGAUCUCUGGUCUGUCUGGUGGACAGAAGGUCAAGGUUGUCCUGGCUGGUGCCAUGUGGAACAACCCUCACUUGCUGGUUCUUGAUGAACCUACUAACUUCUUGGACCGUGACUCGCUUGGUGGAUUGGCUGUUGCCAUCCGUGACUUCAAGGGUGGUGUGGUUAUGAUUUCUCACAACGAAGAGUUCGUCGGAGCCCUCUGCCCCGAGCAGCUCCACGUGGCCGACGGCAAGAUUGUCAAGCGUACCAACAACGCCGUCUCGGCGGACCGCUUCGAAGACAGCGCCGCCAGCUCUCCUCAGCCCGGCAGCACGGCCGUCAACUCGACCGCCACCAGCGUGAACGCUUCGGCCGCCAACUCGGGUGCUGAGGACCAGGGCGAAUUGAAGUUCAAGGCGAAGAAGAAGAAGAAGCUCACUCGUGCGCAACUCAAGGAGCGCGAUACUCGCCGCAGGCUACGUCACCUCGAGUGGUUGCAGAGUCCUAAGGGUACCCCACACCCUCCGGACACGGAUGAUGAGGCGUAAGCAUGUCUAUGUCUUGUUAUUAAAAGCGUUGUUAUUGUUCAUUAUGAGUAUAAUGACUGGUUAUGUUUUCUUUUCUUUUCUUUGGCAUUUUUUUCAUUUGUUUGAUUGGUUCAUUGGAUAGACUGGGUUGGUUGGUUUUGCUGGCAUAUAGAUGACAUUCCUGUGUAUAUGGUAUAUAGACUAUGCUACAUAUUAGAUGUGACCCUGUU
Molecule: messenger RNA, 3768 nt
Organism: Aspergillus ruber CBS 135680
Lineage: Eukaryota; Fungi; Ascomycota; Eurotiomycetes; Eurotiales; Aspergillaceae
Product: putative mRNA-nucleus export ATPase (Elf1)
Exons: 2
Coding region: 212-3559 (1115 amino acids)
Molecular function (GO): ATP binding; ATP hydrolysis activity
Source: RefSeq, a predicted model, not a curated record